AUGGAGAAACUAAGAAAUAGGAAAAGUAGAGCAGUAUGGCAGAAUAAAUCAGAAAGUGUUAACCCUUAUGCAAAUGCAAAUUUAAAUCUAGGUAGAACAGAGACCAAUAGAAGUUAUGUCAAUUUCAAUAAUAUACAACAACAACAACAAAAUCAACAACAAUCAGAUUUUUUAAAUCCAAAUCAAAUUUAUUCAAAUAAUCAAUAUAAUAACAGUAAUAAUAGUCUACUACGUGUGCCAACUUCAGAUGCAGCAAGAAAUAAUAGAAGGAUGAGUAUUCAUCAAGCAGCUCAACAACAAAGAAAAUCAUCAUAUGCUGAGAACAAAUUUGAUACUUCAAAUGCUCCACCAUUGCCCAGAUUAGAUUCUAAACCUUUAACUAUUGAACAAAAAAUCAUAAAUGAAUUAGGCCAGGGGUCAGCUGCUGAAGUUGAUGAUUAUUAUAAAUCUUUAGUUAAACAAAAACAAUUGAUUGAUCGAGACAUAAAAGAAAAUAUAAAUCAGAAUCAAAAGAAUAUAUUGGAAUUAACUAAAGACCUAAAAGAGACUAAAGAGGAAUUGGAUAAUAUGAGAACUACCACUAAAGAUAUGUUUGAAUUAUUUGAUGAAGUUAAAGAUUCUGCAGAUAGAAGAUUAAAGUUAGAAUAUGAUACCCCUCAACAACAACAACAGCAACAGCAACAACAACAAAGACAAAGACAAAAUAACAGUAAAGAUCGAUCAUCUAUCUUAGUUCUAGAAAAAAUGUGGGCAAAAGAAUUACAAUCAUUAUUUAAACAUGUUGAUGGAGCUUCAAAAUUUAUACAACCAAUUCCUGGUAGACAUGUAUUAGCCGAGAGUGGAAGAUGGCAUGAAGUUAAUCCAGGGACUUGGAAACCAAAUAAUGCAGGUCAUUUAUUUAUUCUAAAUGAUGUGAUCUUGAUAGCUACUAAAAGAAUAGUUGAUUCAUCAGGUGGUAAAUCUAAUAGGUUACAAGCUAUACAAUGUUUCCCACUAACUCAUGUUACAUUAACUCAAAUCAAACCACCCAAAGAUGAUUCAUUGUAUUUUAUCAACAUCAAAACUAAAUCCUUGAGUUAUGUUUAUCUGACUGAUAGAUAUGAUCAUUUAAUAAAAGUAACUGAAGCUUUCAACAAGGGGAAAAACGAUAUGGUACAUAAUCAAAGAAUAAUAAAUGGAUCAAGAAAUUCAGAAGAUGCAAAUGAAUCCAAAGAUGAAAAACGACAACUUAGAGAAAGUAUAAGAAAUUCAGGCUCACAUGAAGAUGAGAAAAGAGUAAGUGGUGGUCAUAAACGUAAUUCAAGUGAAUUUUUAUUACAUGAUAUAAGUGCAAAAGUUCAUUCAAGAAAUAGAUCACAUGAUUUUGGUAAGACUACAAAUCUAACACCUAAAAAGUCACAAUUUUUCAACGAAAUCAAACAAUUGGAAGAUAAAUUAGAUGAAGUUGAUAUUGAUAUUUCACAUAAUGAAAUUCCUGAUGCUGUUUCUUUAUUAAUUCACAUUGAGAAAAAAUUACUUAAGAUAGAAAAUUAUGUAAAGACUUUAGACUUUGAUGAACUUUUAUUACUUGAUGUAUCCAAAAUCAAGAUAUUUAAUAGAAAAGAAGAUAUAAUUAAAAAUUUAUUAUUUGAUUUACAAAAUAAUAUUUCAAAAUUAAAACAACAUGAAAUUGAAUUGAUAAUGAUAGUAUUUGAUAAAUUAGAUCAAUUAGAAACAGGAGUUCAAUCAUACCUUGAAUCUACCUCAUUAUAUUUAUCCAAAACAGUCUCAAAAUUAAUAGUUGGUCUACAAGGUUCAACAAAAGUUGACGUUAUAAAUUACUUAUCCAAUUUAAUGGUAAUAAACGUAUCAAUAGUUAAAAGAACAGUGUUAACAUAUAAUGAAAAAAUAGAAAAAAUAUUAAAUAAAAGUGAUUCAAAUUAUAUUGAUUCUUCAGGAUUAAUAGAUUGGUGUAUAGAAGAAUUUCAAAAAUUAUUUAAACAAAUUAAAAAACAUUUAUAUGGAACUUUAUUAAUUUUUAAUGGAUCAGAUUAUCAAAUUAAAGAUGAAAUCUUAUAUGAAGAAUUUAAAAGAGUUGUAAAUUUACAACUUGAUGAAUUAAAAAUAGUUGGUUUAAAUGUUGAUUAUAUAUUUGCACCAAUUUUAAAUCUCAAAUAA
Molecule: messenger RNA, 2157 nt
Organism: Lodderomyces jiufengensis
Lineage: Eukaryota; Fungi; Ascomycota; Pichiomycetes; Serinales; Debaryomycetaceae
Gene: EXO84
Product: exocyst subunit
Exons: 1
Coding region: 1-2157 (718 amino acids)
Biological process (GO): Golgi to plasma membrane transport; exocytosis; intracellular protein localization
Cellular component (GO): exocyst
Source: RefSeq, a predicted model, not a curated record